Molecule: messenger RNA, 867 nt
Organism: Lolium rigidum
Lineage: Eukaryota; Viridiplantae; Streptophyta; Magnoliopsida; Poales; Poaceae
Exons: 2
Coding region: 94-672 (192 amino acids)
Source: RefSeq, a predicted model, not a curated record
CCUGUUUCAAAAAAAGAAUCAUGUCUAAGCAGUUAAGGCAUCUCCUCACUUGGCAGUAGCUUCCUCCGACAGGCCUCCUGACCUGUGCGGAUCAUGGCCUCCAUGAUCGUCCAUACCGGGCGUAGUUCUUCCUCUUCUUCUUCUUCCACCUCACGUAGGCGGAUCUUGAAGCUGUUAGUCGCCAGAGACCAGUCAGGGAGCGAGCACGUGGUAUCCGCUGAGGCCGAGAAGGGCGCUGCCGACUACCUCUUCAGCCUCCUCAGCUGGAGCAUGCCGGUCAACACCCUUAUCAAUGUGCUCAGCAGGAACCCCAUGGUGGGCUGCGUUCGAAACCUGUACGACAGCGUCGAGACGCUCCCCAGCAGCUUCAUCUGCCACCGCGACGCCAGGGCUGCCAGGGACGCCCUACUCAGGCCCACGGACUCUAGCAGCCGCCCCGGUGGGUUUGUGUUAGCAGGCGUCAAUUACGUGGUCAGGGACGACCUCAGUAUUACUCCCCCGUCCAAUAUCACAGCCGGCCUCACCAUGCUCAACAACCGUGCCUUCCUCCGCGAGAUGGUCGUCCCACUUGGCGACAUCCAGGGUGCCCAGAUACUGAACAAAUCAAUGGUGACCAGGAGGGUUCUCACACAUGUCUACCUUCGGGGCCCGAGGGCUUUAACCGCGCCAUGAAUUAUCUUUGCGAGGCAUUUCCCCACCAGAGUCUAUGUCCUUGCCUCAUUGCUGUGUGUGUUUUGGUCUUAUAUAUAUACUUUGGGAUUUCAGGCAUGUUCAGUUGUCCUGUACUCGGGUAUAAUGUCAGUCUGUGUUGAUCACCAGAUUAUUAGUACCAUGGUUUAUGAAUAAAGGCAAAAGGACUUAUUAUUA